Molecule: messenger RNA, 633 nt
Organism: Solanum verrucosum
Lineage: Eukaryota; Viridiplantae; Streptophyta; Magnoliopsida; Solanales; Solanaceae
Exons: 1
Coding region: 1-633 (210 amino acids)
Source: RefSeq, a predicted model, not a curated record
AUGGACUGUGAAAUGCAGAUUUAUAAUUCAUUGGGUUGUCCAUGGUUUCUUCGUGGUCGGAAGGUUGGAGGUAGCCUUUGGAAGAUAGAAAAGUAUUUUAAUAAUCAUAGAUGUGAGACUGAAGGGCUUACAACAGGUCACACUAACUUAGAUACCAAUUUAAUUGCAUCUUUGUUUUUAAAUCAAAUACGUAAAAAUCCAAAAUUGUUGGUAGUGGAUGUCAUUUGUAAGGUUCAUGAAAAAUUUGGUCAUCAAGUAACAUAUAAAAAAGUGUGGCUUGGACGUCAACGCGCAUUUACAUUGGUAUAUGGUGAUUUUCAAAAAUCAUUUAGUGAGCUUCCUAAGUUUUUUGCAACUUUUCAAUACUUUAAUCCUGGAACAGUUGUGGAAUGGAAACACGAAGAGUCAAUGAGUUCACCAGAGGUAAAAACUUUCAAGUUUGUAUUUUGGGCUAUCAAGUCAUGCAUUGAUGGAUUCCAAACUUGUCGUCCUGUUAUUUCAGUAGAUGGAACUCAUAUGUAUGGUAAAUAUGAGAUAAAAUUGUUAAUUGUUGUUGGAGUUGACGGAAAUGAUAACAUUCUUCCUCUUGCGUUUGGUAUUGUUGACAAGGAGUCGAAAGAGACAUGGAAAUGA